GAAAAAUAAUUUAUUAGCCUGCCCAAAAUCCCCAAAUUUCUUGUCUUCUUUCUUAUAGCUUCGGAGACCGUUGUAACCAGCCUGAGGCCCUGAGUAUAAGAAGAAGAAGAACCCAGCGCUCGGACGGCGGAAGGCGGCCACCAAUCCGACGCUCAGUUGGUUUUUAAAAUCAAAGUGGCAGGAGGGAGCUGAUUAGUUUCCACUGAGGAAUGGGAGCUAUAAAGGAUGGUUCGAUUUCGGGUUUUUUACCUAGUAGCAGCGAAGUAUUUGCUGUUCAUUACCCUGGUUACCCUUCUUCAACUGAACGAGCAAUCGAGACACUGGGUGGAAAAGACGGCAUCCUUAAGGCCGUCCCUUCUUUUCAGGUUCGUUCAGAGAAGUCAAACAAGUUAAAGCUACAUUUUCGUCCUGAAGAUCCAUAUUCCCACCCAGCCUUUGGGGAACUCCUGCCCUGCAAUAAUUACCUGUUGAGAAUUUCCAAAAAGAAAGUUAAGGACUCGCAAAAUAUGAAAGUUUGCAACAUGAAUUCUAACCAUACGUCAUCGAGUUCACUUCACACCGAGAAGAAUAUUGCAAUCUCUCAGUCAACAGAAACUACUGAAAAUAUCACGCAACCCGAAUGUGAAUCCAUUUCAUCUGCUUCAGAAGUCAAACAGAUAAAUGAUGGAGCUCAAGAGGAGCUGUUUGCUGACAUUGUUUCUAGAGUUUCUGAGGCAUAUCACUUCAAUGGGAUGGUGGAUUAUCAGCAUGUGCUUGCUGUUCAUGCUGGUGUAACUCGAAGGAAGAAAAGAGAUUGGGCUGAAGUAGAAGCACAAUUAGAGGAAGUUGGUCUAUUGGAUGUUAAUCAGGACGACUUAAUGAUUUUAGUGCCACCACUAUUUUCAAAGAAGGAUCUUCCUGAAAAAGUUGUCGUCUCGCUUCUGAUGAGUCUCACAAGCUCCUGCUCUACGGAGCCCUCUGGAGCUAGAGUGACGGAAAUGGAAGGCUUUUCUCUACUACUUAUGACUUCACUUGGCUUCGCCAAUACUUUUGACUGUGCUGGAGUUCGUUCGUUCCUUACUACUACUGUAGGGGUAGUAAGUCAAGGCCUUGCUGAGUGUACAAACAAGCUCGAAAGCAGUUUGAAAACAUAUGGAGAUCCGAGUUCGAAAAAGAAACAAGAGGAACCUGUACAGCCACGUUGGGGUAUCCCCAAGAAAGUAAAUUGGGAGGAUUCCAUACCCAGAAAUUCAGAUCAAUGGCGAUUGCAGAUGGCAGUUUGUGAAAUGUUUGAUGAGCGUCCAAUAUGGAUCAAACAUUCAUUAGCUGAACAGUUACUUGACCGAGGUAUAAGUGUUGUAAACAAAGUGCUCAGAAGGCUUCUUUUUAUAGCAGCAUAUUACUUUUCAAAUGGGCCAUACUUGAGGUUCUGGAUCAGAAAAGGAUAUGAUCCUCGCAAGGAUCCCGAGUCCCGCAUAUAUCAGAGGACUGAUUUUCGAGUACCUCCUUCAUUACGAGGUUAUUGUGACACCAAUGAGCUAUCAGGAUUGAAGUGCAGGUGGGAGGAUAUUUGUGCAUUCCGAGUUUUCCCUCGCAAAUGUCAGCUUUCUUUGCAACUCUUUGAACUUAAGGAUGACUAUAUUCAACAAGAAAUCCGGAAACCUGCAAGUCAAGAAAACUGCAAUCUGCAAACUGGGUGGUUUUCAGCACAUGUAAUUGAGUCCUUGAGAUGGCGAGUCGCUCAGAGGUUCCUGUCAGUUUAUCCUGAGGCUGGCGCAGAAUCAUUGCUCCGAAGUGUUACCAAAAACUUUGAGAAGUCAAAGAGAUUGCAAGUGAAUAAGAUGGAUACAAAAGCUGAUGGAGAGGGAAAGCAAGCUGAUAAAGAAGUUUUAGAAACCGAAGAUAAAGAAACCAAUGAUGAAGCUGAAUAUGACGAAGAUGAAGAUGAGAUGGAGGAUUACAAUCUUGAAGAAGACGUGGAUGCAGAUGAGGAGCUUGAUCCAGUGGAUCAGGACAGGAGUUUCUCUUUGCCAGAUUCAUACAUGGACCAUGAAAAUAUCUCGAAGGACUAUCUACAGGAGCUUUUUGGUAGUUUUCCGUUUGGUGCUACCAAUGGACACGAAAUGCCAGAUGAUGAUGGAGGCUAUCAGAUUUAUGAUGAUAAUUUUUCUGAGGAUGAGGAUUACUAAUAUGUCAUCUUUUUUGUUUUAUUUGAUAUUUUUUCAGUUUUAUAGAUUUGGCUCGAGCCUCAGGUCAGUUUUCAUGAAGAACACGGCAAGUAGGCUUCGUGCUGCAUCACAAUGGUAAUCAGGUUGUGAAGUGGAAGUUAGCAGAUAUGUUUUCUAAUGAGUUAAUUGAUACAACUUACUACGCCAAAUAUAAUAUUAAAUAAAAGCUUAAUUGCAAAUAAAAUCAUGACCUUUUUUAAAAUUGCAAUUAUAUGCAUCAUUUUUAAACUUGGCAAAUAUAUCUACAACUUUUACAAUUUUUUGCAAUUGUAUGCAUCGGGCUCAAUUUCGGGCUUUUAUUGCCAACGUGGAGACAUGACUGCUGAUAUGGCGUUGACAUGG
Molecule: messenger RNA, 2549 nt
Organism: Striga asiatica
Lineage: Eukaryota; Viridiplantae; Streptophyta; Magnoliopsida; Lamiales; Orobanchaceae
Source: the annotation of a GenBank genome assembly